AUGGAGGAAUCACAGGCCUCCACGGCGCUUGGUGAGGACUUGUAUGAUGAUCCAUCUCAGCUCUCCCAGGCCCUUCGGCAACGGGCCUGCAGCGACAAGCCAUUCUUCUUCACCACCUCGACCGAGAGCCAGCCAUCGGACAGCCACGGUCACAGCCAUAGCGCCGCACCCUUCUUUGAUCGCGGUGCUUCCCCACGACGCGCCGUCCAUGCGAACCAUGUGAAACCCGUUCUGCCCAAACAUCACAGCGCACCCACGAGCACAGGCAACCCAAAGGAACCGGUGGCGAUACCAAAGAUGUUCAGCUUUAAUAUGACGGAUGCGCCGGGGGAUACGCAGCCUGACAGCCAGAUGCUCAAGACGUGGACGAGCGGAAUUUAUUCAACGACCGAUGCCAAAGACAUUCCCAAAUCGCUCUUUGUUGAGCAUGGUGACGAAGAUGGUGACGACUCGCCUACAGACGAAAUGGAUGUUGUUGCAUCGAGCCAGGACCAGCGCAUUCCUACACCUACAAGCCCUACCGAAAUUGGUGACUUUGCGCAGAACAGCCUCGCACCCACAAGUCCGCUCAAGUUUCAGACACCCGCAUUGGCAGGCAGAACAAGAGGCAGCUCAGGUCCAAUGCCUAGCUCGGCAUUACGGUCGAACACGACGCCUGGCACCGGCACUUCUGCAAACUUAUUCUUUCCAGCACUAAGCCAUGGAGGCGAAGGGGUUGCACAGCACAUUUCCCUCACACAGGCCUUUAACAAUACCCAGGCACCCACUUCGCCUGUAAUAGGUGGAGGUGCAACUGACGACAUUAUCUUUUCACGCCCUUCUCCCAACUUCUCACACAUACGGCACUCGAGUCCGAUACCAGCGUACUCGAGUCAAAUGAAAGUCACCCAACCCGAGACGCCGAAAUCCGACCCUAUAGUGCGAUCUUCCAGCCAGCCACGCGCUGAGUACGUCACAAUGAAGCAAUCACAGGAGAGACGGAAAUUAUCGGUAGGAGAAGAGCAUGGAGCCCUCGUGGAGCAGGACAGCUGGGAAGAGUUGUCUCGCAAAGUGCGGGCCAAAAAAGCAAGAGAACACGCUCAUCGCCAGGCUGCCAGGUCCUUAUCCAGUGUCUCAGCGCCAACCCCUGUGUUAUUGCGAUCGGCUAAGGAACGAAUGAACACCGACUAUCCGUCCCCCGAAAAGUCAAAGACAUCGCGAAGCGGAGUGCAUAGUGGAGUGGACGACUAUGACGUGACGAUAGAUGAGCAGUCACAACCUGUCGCGGAAAAUGAAAUGAAUGAACACAAUGCCGAUGAAUCGUCGCAGCAGGUGCCUGAUACCGCACGGACUACGAGGAGACGUAACAGUAGCGAUAACAACGUGCAAGUACCCAAAACCUCUUCGCAUCCUCACUGGACUCCCUCAGGCCCACUUUCACGAGACUCCUCUCAACCAAAUAUACAACCUUCAUUGCUGCACCGAGAAUACCAACUACAAGAAACCGGAUUACAGCACAGUCUCCAUCAAUCAUUCCAACCGCAAAGCAGCAGAGAAUCAGUGGCCGUAAUGGACUCUCAACCAGACGUCACUGCCGAUUUCGAUAGUGUCCCACGACCAAAAUCGCUACGCUUUCCUUCAUCACCAUCAACAAACCAAUAUAGCAUCAACCAGACGACAAUGGCUACCAAGACGGGAUAUACAAGCCAGGUCAUUUCAUCUUCUAUACCUCCAAUGCCACCCAAGUCGAGUGGCGCUGAAGACGAAGUGACACCCGAGGGCGAAGAGCGGGUACCCAGCAGCCCGCCACUUCUGCCCCCUGAUGAUGCCGAGGCUGGAGAUGGAGAUGUGGAAUACGAUGAACAUACGUACGACGAAUAUACAGAGGGAGUUGUAGAGCAAGAAGGGUUGUUAUCCCCAAUAAUUGACGAGGGUACAGCCAUGGAUGAGGAAGACGAUCUGCCUCUAGCAAUGCAAGAGCUUGUAGGUGAAGACAACAUGACAGAAGACCAAGGAGUGUAUUCAGAAAAAGAAGAGCUCAACUUACUCAAGCCUGCGGAAACACAUGUGAAAGCCGACCAAGUGUCAGGGACUUCGAAGAGUAGAGAUGAUGCAUGCACUAACAAACAACGCGGGCCACCACGUAUGCAGCGUCAGGAUACCAUUCCAGAAACAGAUGCACUCGAAGAGACGCAACCCUCGUUCUUCCCAUCCAAGAGCUUGGAAGAAGUUGCAGAGGGUGAUACUGUUGUUGAGAACGAACCGAACGGUAAGGGCCUUCUGCAAACGGCCAGAGAAGAUCGUGACGGAUCUCCUUCCAAUAUGCCAGCACCCAUCGGUUCAAAUGACAACGGAAGCGAUGAAAUUCUAGAAGGUGACCGCAUCCGGUGUUUGGACGAUAUCUAUAAUCUUCCUGAGACUCAGCAUUCAGCAAAUGAAGAAGAUGUGGAGAUGCCUAGACUGAGCGGGCUGGAGGAUGAUGACGGCGAUGUUUUCAUGCAGCGAUCUUCGCCAGUUGCGCCAUCUGCGAAGCGGCGCAAGGUCACAUACAUUGCCAAACGCAAAGCCUUUCGGGAUUCACCGAGAGCGACGACUGAUACAGAGUCGCUUUCAGAUCCUCCUCCAUCGCCUCAUCUCAACCAAGUCCAACUAGCACUCGAGGAGACCCAGCCAGCUAUGCUGCCUCAUGAGCGUGAAGAACAGAGUGUGCUUGCAACGGUCGAUACAAGAGAAGAAGAAGCGCGGCCUUCCUAUACGCGAACGACCUCAUUGAAGUCCAAAGUUCUGCCCAAACCCUCUAAACCUCGUAAUCAGCGACAGGGUGCAUUGAAAUCUGUUUCAAGAGAUCUUUUACGAACCAUGUCUUCACCUGUACAAUUGCCCACAAGAUCAGGUGGAUCUGUUCGUGCCCAGACUAGCAGCCCAGUUACGCCUACGAAAUCUCGGGAAGCUGUCGUGAAGCAGUUAACAGACGUCGACAUGGCCGACGUCGGCAGCCAAACAGCCGUGCCUGUUAGCUCUGUCGCCCAGCCGGCCGACUUUGAGAAAAUGGAUGUAGAUCUAUCCCAGAGAAGUACAACUCCACCUGAAAUUGUUGUGCCAAAUAGGGUUUUCGCAUGCUGGCCAGGAAGCCACUAUUACCCUGCUACGUGUAUUGGUCGUGCAACAGCUCGCCAGCUUCAGAUUCGUUAUGACGACGGUAACAUCACAUACAUGGACGCGGCACAUGUAAGAGCACUAGACCUUCGCAAGGGUGACCAGGUCAAGGUGGAUGAGCCGGGUAUGAAGAAGAACGCGUACGUUGUGGUGGGGUUCAAAGAUAAGAUAAAUGAUCUUAGCGGCGAAGAGUUUCCAACUACUGAUCAGCGUGGGCACAUGACAAUCAUUCUGGAAGAGAGGCCAAGGGAAAGUUUACCACAGGCCAAAGCGCUUCAACCAUCUGCACACAUCUCAGUACCCAUGGCAAGCAUCUACCUGACCGCUUCGCUCUGCAAGCGACUUCGCGACCGAUCCUUUGCAUUGUCAUUAAUGAUCUCGCCAACCAAAUCAGUCUCACACAUAGGUACUCCUAUUGCAGACCCUUUGACUACUCCUUCAUUCACUCGGCGCGGAACGGCAGUGUUGUCUUUUCUAAAAGACGUUACCACACGAGCUGCUUCAGUAGCUUCAACAACCCGAUCUAGCAGUGGUUUAUUCGCAAACAUGGCUUUUGUAAUCACUUCCACGACAGCGGAUGUGGACAAAGAUAGCGUCACCAGACUCAUCAAAAGCAACAAUGGCCAAGUACUAGAGCAUGGGUUUCACGAACUCUUUGACUAUGAGCCAGAGGAGGCCCCACCAUCUUCUGAGAAUCGUCGGAUAUCAAGUUCUACUUUCGAGGGAUCGAAUGGCCUGGUACUCAAGCAGGCAUAUAAGGACCUAGGUUUUGUUGCACUUAUUUCGGACGCCCACUCUCGCAGCACAAAGUACAUCCAAGCUCUCGCCCUCAACGUUCCGUGUUUGCAUGUUCGUUGGAUUCACGACUCACUCAACGCUUCUCGCGCUGCCCCUUUUACACGCUACCUCUUGCCCGCCGGUGUCUCAAAGUUUCUCGAUCCAAACGGCGUCAUCCGCUCACGCACAAUGGCCCCCUACGAUCCAGCCAGCGAGGAUACCACUUUUGCGCAGAUAAUCCAAGGCCGCGACCUGCUUCUACGUGGCCAGAAUGUCCUUCUAAUAACUGGCAAAUCAAAAAAGGCAAUCGAGAAACGCCAGCCGUUCAUCUUUCUCUCACAUGCCCUCGGGUCCGCAAACGUCGGUCGCUGCACUGAUGUAGCAGCUGCAUCAGACAUGCUUGCCAAUGGUAAGUGGGACUGGGUUUAUGUAGACAAUGACGAACACGGUGUCACCGAGGCUGCGGCUGCGUUACUCGGCACAGAGAAACCUGCAGCUGUAAGUGGCAAGUCUAAGAAGGGGGGGAAGAAGAGGAAGAGAGACGUUGAUGGUGAAGCUCAAGAAGAACUUUUUAUUAAGGGAGAUCUUGGGAACAAAACCGUUAGAAUCACUUGUGCAGAGUUUGUCAUUCAGAGUUUGAUUCUAGGUGCGCUGAUCGAAGAGUGA
This is a messenger RNA of Bipolaris maydis ATCC 48331, 4578 nucleotides long. RefSeq lists its product as uncharacterized. Gene Ontology annotation, molecular function: histone binding. NCBI's taxonomy places the organism in Eukaryota, Fungi, Ascomycota, Dothideomycetes, Pleosporales, Pleosporaceae. The record is from RefSeq and is a predicted model, not a curated record. Gene Ontology annotation, cellular component: nucleus. Gene Ontology annotation, biological process: DNA damage checkpoint signaling; positive regulation of transcription by RNA polymerase II.